Molecule: messenger RNA, 3541 nt
Organism: Cydia strobilella
Lineage: Eukaryota; Metazoa; Arthropoda; Insecta; Lepidoptera; Tortricidae
Product: zinc finger protein 808-like
Exons: 5
Coding region: 111-1769 (552 amino acids)
Biological process (GO): regulation of transcription by RNA polymerase II
Cellular component (GO): nucleus
Molecular function (GO): zinc ion binding; DNA-binding transcription factor activity, RNA polymerase II-specific
Source: RefSeq, a predicted model, not a curated record
GGCAGUCGAGACGAUCAGAAAGUUUCUAUUUUAAUAUCGCUUUAAAUUAAGACUGCUGAUGAGAUUUAGUUAUUUAUCUUUAAAUUGGGUACCGCCCACAAGUUUAUCUAAUGGAGGAAAUAAAUUCGUGCCGCUGCUGCUUAAUGCGGCCGCCAGACAAGCAUUUGAAUUCGCCGUAUACUCGUCUUGGGCAAACAGAGAUAUACACGGAUAUGCUAAAAGAGUGCUUCGAAAUACAUUUACCCCUUGGCGACAAUAAUGAGUGUGGCAUUUGUGAGAUAUGUGUGAGCCGCUUGCGGGACGCCAGUGAUUUCAAACUGCAAGUGCAGCGCUGCCAGGUGGAGCUCCAGACGCGGCUUACCAGGCCAGUUAAAGGUGAAGAGACACUAAAAGUAAAAAUGGAGAUGUCUGAUGAUGACGAUGACAAUGGAGCUUAUAUAUUACAGUUGAAAGAAGAGAUGUCUGACUACGAAGAGCUGAAAGAAGAAGAUGGUAAGCUGGCCGACCUGCUGGCCUUCGAGCAGGUCACCGUCAAGCGACGCAAGAGCAGCUCUUCCAAGACAGAACGAAAAUCACGAAAAAUUCUAUCACGACCAGAGCUCACACUUUCUCUUCGUCAGCUCUCAAAAAUGGAGAAAAUCAAGAGCCCCAACGAGGACCGCGCCGGCUACGUCAGCGAGAGCCGUAAACACAAGCACAACAUGGAAAAUCUACUCAAAAACUGCAACGGGACACCAUUCUCUAACAAAACGUUAUAUGGCUACAUAUGCGCUUAUUGCAAAGAAACAUACCCUGACCCACAAGAUUUAAGAACUCACACGGAAUCAGAACAUACAAACUCAGAGUUCUAUGACACUAAAAGGAUGGAUAAAAAUAAUAUGUCCGUUAAACUCGAUAUAACUGACCUUAAAUGCAAACUUUGCAACGAUAGAUUCGAAGAUGUAGCCACUUUGAAGAAGCAUUUGAUCAAACAACAUGAUAUAAAGUUUCAUCCCGAUGUUAAGGAUUACAUCAUGGAGUUUAAGCUAACUUCAGGAGAUAUAUUAAACUGUGCUCACUGUAAUUCUACAUUCGAGACAUUUAAAAUGCUUCUACAACACAUGAACGGCCAUUACAGAAACUAUAUCUGCAACGUAUGUGACAUGGGUUUCAUUAAUAAGCACAGAUUGAAAAAUCACGAACGUACGCACGAUAUAGGCACGUAUAAAUGCGAAUUUUGCGAUAAAGUCUUCACUACAAGAGUUAGAAAGAUGUGUCACGAGAAAUAUACUCAUAAUAGUAACGCGAGAUACACUACUAAUUGUCCGCAUUGCGACCAAAGUUUCACAAGCUAUUACCAAAGGAAUAGACAUAUGUUCACCGAACAUAACACUGUUGCAGCUUCAUACAAAUGCAAUAUAUGCGAUAAAAACUUCAUUCUGAAAUCAAAAUUAACAUCUCACAUUAAGAAAGUACAUUUAAUGGAGCGGAACCAUAUUUGCCCGGAGUGCGGACAAGGGUUUUUCAUUAAGCAAUCUUUAGACGAGCAUAUGAUCAAACAUAACGGAGAACGGGUACACAAAUGUAAUGUAUGUUUAAAAGCCUAUGCUAGGAAGAAAACUUUGCGGGAGCAUAUGAGGAUACAUAAUAAUGAUAGGCGGUUCAAGUGCGGUGUGUGCGGGCUGGCCUUCGUACAGAAGUGUAGUCUGAAAAGCCAUAUGUUGUCCAAUCAUGGGAUAACUCUGUCGGAGUUUGAGAGUCGGGAGCUAAGCAGUCCGCAGGCUACAUAAGGUUUAGUCCUACAAACUCAAGACAGUCCAAGCUAUCUUUACAUAGAUUGCAGUGACAGAGUGUGUAACACCACAAACAAGUUCCUAUGCUUAGAAAUAAAGAAAAGUGGAAAAGCUUACUGUCUCAGGCGAGCGGGGAAGAAUUGUAAUACUCUUACGGGUGGAUGUCUCUAUACUACGUUUUUUUUUAAGAUUAGAAUUUUUCUAACCUCAAAAGUUAGUGGCAAAGAUAGAUAUAACUCCGUUAUAGAUGGAUACAGUCUAUGAAAAAAACGUGCUUCGAAAAUCACGAAAAUUUGAUUCUCGAUCAGAUGUCACCACUAGUUUUGGCCUACUCUCGUAUAGAGGGCGUUGACGGUUUCGUUUCUUAUUUAUAAUUUUAACCCAUAUCCGUUAAAGUACAUGGGUCAAAAUCAUAUAAAAAUAAUUAAUGCAAAUAAAAAAAUCAUUUAUCCAUAUUUAAAUACAUUUUAACGUAUUUUUAUAAAUCUUCAUUUUUAGUUUUAAAGUAUGUCGAUAGAUGGCAGUGAAUUUACAGUGGUUAUAAAAUUUACUAUGACAGUACCGCUCUAUCUUAUUAUAUCCUUUUUGACGGAGUAUAGGUACCCCUCUGUGCCUUACAUAUGAGAGAUAUGGUGGAAAUACUCGCUGUCAAUGGUAGCUUAGUAAAGCGAGGGGCUGGUAUCCCGGAGUCGACAGUUCAAGUCUUACCCCAGACAGUGAGCUUUCCCAUUUUUAUUUCUAAGUCUUGUGGUAUACUUUGCAGACUUUUCUGCUUAAUACGUAACUAAAAGUUCCUAUGAAAUUAUCAAGUUUAUAGUGGCGUUUGCAUACUUUGUCACAUCAAAGUUAGUAAAGUUAGCUUAGACGAAACUCUAUUGUAGAAAAAAUCGAAUAAAUAUAUCUAAUAUUACGUAUUGUAUACUUGUGUAAAAUGCUUGCCUCGUACUGUAAGUUAAAGACGUGGAAAUGAUAAAGAAUGUCAAUGUCAGAAAAAAUGUGUUUCAAAAAUACGAAGGCGCAUAUUUUUGUUUUUAUAUUGGCACUAGGUAUUACGUUAUUAUUUUAUUGUUAUUUUGAUCAGAAUAUGUUUGACUUUUGCAAUUACGUUACUUGACACAAUUAAUCAUGAAAUUUAAUGACACUUUAUCAAAAUUGUGUCUAAAAUAUGAGACAUUCGAAAUAUCAUAGAGAAAUAAUUAAGCUUGAGUAUUCACCCUAGUGAGUAUUGUAUUGUUUGGUAUUCACUCUGUGCACAGAUAAUUUAUAAUCAACUAGCUUUUGCCCGCGACUUCAUCAGCGUGGACUUAGUAACAGCAGCUAAAGUAAGUAUAGCGCCUGUAAAAAAUCUCAUAGCAAUCAUCAAAUUUGAGCAUAUUAUGCACAUAAAUUAACAGGCACUUCAUUAAUUAUCACAAUUCCACCCCGCUUUUUACUUUCUUAAGGGAUGAUUUUCGGGAUAAAAACUAUCCUAUGUCCUUCUCAGGGACUCAACCUAUCUCUAUGCCAAAUUUCAUCUAAAUCGAUUCAGCGGUUUAAGCGUGAAGAGGGAACACACAGACAGAAAGACAGACUUUCGCAUUUAUAAUAUUAGUAUGGAUUUUAAGCGAGCUUUGCGAAAACUUAUUUGUAAUAAGAUUUAAGCGUACAAUACGUACAAAUUAUUUUUUAAGCGAGUUUUCGACUUAUUAAUAAUACGUUUUACCAUACCUGACAUACGACUUAUUAUUUAUUAAAAUUUAAAGAAACUAAUGUAUGAAGUGAGUACUCUA